AUGACCGACUACUUGACCAAGCUCCCUACCGAACUCUUCCUCGACAUCUGCCAGCGCGUCCAGGACGCGAAGCAGGGCCCGUACCUCGGAGCCGUCUCGAAGGCGUUCCUCCGUCUCGCGCGAGAGGCGACUUUCGGCGACACGACAGUCAGGACGUACGACCGCCUGCAGAAGCUGUGCGACAUGGCGAAAUGCGCGUCAGACGUCGUUCUGUCGAUCCGAACUCUUCGACUCGAGCUUGAGGACGCCAAAGAUCUCGACCUCCCCAAAUCGAAGGAAUUGACGGCAUUGUUCCAGUCCCUCGUCAACACGACUGCGCUGGACGUGCGAGGCUCCAGUCGCAUUGCCAAGAUGGUCCUUGCGCCUCGCAAGGGCCGCCCUCCAGCCACUCGUCGCUCGGUGCGUAGCCUACUGGACCGUCGCUUCGCGUCGGAGGCUAACUUGGACUCGCGCCGCUCCGCAGCUCGCACGCACACAUCCUCCUCGUCGCUUCCCUCGGAUCCCUCGACUCCUCGAGAUCUGCUCCACGAUCGUCUAGUGCCAGCUAGACCGUCUCCUCCUCAGGCAGCUCCGCUCCCGCUUGCUUGCCUUUCAGCGACCGAGGUCUCCAUCUUCCUCAUGGUCUCAACCGGCUCGACCACGCCCAUCUCUCUCUUCGGAACCGACAAGGCCACGACCCGCGCCAUCUUAGUUGCCCUUAUCGCCUACGUCAAUGCACCGAAUCAGCAGACGAGCGACGGCGUCACUGCCCUCAUUCAGCCGCUUCAAGGCGACGGCCGUUUGUACUGGGCUCGCUUCGCCAAAGGGGUCUCGACAGCCCGAACCGCCCUCGUGGCCAACGACGCCGGCGAGCUCCCCUUCCGCGACAUGGACAUCGACGCGACUGUCCCGCUCUUCGCCCAAGUCGUUCGCGAGCGGAACAUCGGCCUCUUCGAUAACCCGGACAACAUCCUCCACCUCUUCACCAAAGACGGGAAGCCUCGUUCUCGCGCGCCUUCAGCCCCAGCGGGCGAGCGUGGAGGAGGAAGCGCCAGCAGCGCCGCGCGUUCACACGCUAGCUCGUCCGGCGCGGGUCAAGGCGGCCCUUCGCUCAACGCCCAGCUCGACGAGCUCCUCGACAAAGGCGAGGACGACCAGCCGCAGCCUCGUUCCAAGGGCAAGGACACCGGUCGGCCCGCCGGCACGAGCCGCAAGGCCAACCGCCCUCGCGCAGCCGACUUCGAUAGCGGCGCAGGAGCCGGCGGCGACAACAGCGGCGACCCGUCGGACGGCGGCGGCGAUUCGUCGGACGAGGACGAAGACUACGGCCAGCGUCGCCCAGCGGACAGCGACGAGGACGAGCCGGACCUCAAAGUCGACAAGGGCAUCUCGAACGACGUCCUCGCCCAAGCCGCUGCCAAUCUCAGCACGAGCAACGCCGUCCAGCUUGACCGCGUACCCGACAUCGCUCUCAAGACGUACGAGCUCGCCCAAGCCUACCGCAAUUCGAAGUUCAAGAGCGUCGUCAAGACUCGCGCGCAGAAUGAGGCUGCCGCAAUGCCUGUCGCCGCUGCAGAAGCCAUCAUCAAGGGCUUGCCGGUCGAUUACGGGCAGAUCUACGCGCACAAGCCCGGCCAUCGCUCGGUUGCUCACGUCGGCGGCGACCUCUUCGUCGACAAACCACCUCCCUCGACCAAGAUCCCGGACAUCCUCUCGUGGCUAUUCGUCUUCGACAAAGUCACGAGGCUCACAGUCGAGAUGUACCGGCACCGGCGCAAGGAGCUCGAACGGUACCGAGAAUGGUUCAUGGGCAGUUGCUACGCUCGCCCCGACCUCUUCGCCCAGUACCGCGACUACGACGACGACUACCGUCGCAACUUCGGCACGUUCGGCUACGGAUGGACGCUCGACGAUGCUCGAGUCGACAGCGCCGCUCAGAUGCGGUUCAUCAACUUCUCCCCGACGCACGCCUCGUCGUCCGGAGGAAGCGGCUCCCACGCUCUUACGGGUACGACUACCCAAACGACAUUUGCGCGCGGUUCAACGAAGGCGAAGACCACGACCGCGUCGACUGCAACCGGCGCAAGCCGCGCCGUCGUCAUAUCUGUGCUGCUUGCGGCAGCGCUGGCCAUGGGCGGCUCGACCCGGCCUGCCCUAAGCGCUCAGGAGGCGCCGGAGGAGGAAACCCUAAUCCAGUCGCUCCUUUCUCGGUCAGGAAGUGAGGAGGAGGAUACGAUUCGCGAGGGCUACCGACUCGCCGGUACGAGCUCCACCCCUCGCCUUCGACGCGGCCUCUUCUUCGCUUCCUCCUCUCCGUCGACGCCGGCCGUCGACCGCACCGCCGACCCAACUCUCGAGCCUCCGCUACCAUCCAUCCCUGCUUCCGUCCUCUCCGACCCCGUCACCUCAAGCACGUUGGCGCAGGCGCCGCAUCUCUUCAACGUCUCUUCACCCAUCGACCAGGACAGGCUUCGGAUGUGGCUGGCACCGCAUCCGAACCGCCCGCUCGUCGAGUCGAUCCUCCUCGGGUUCGAGCAGGGCUUCUGGCCCGGCCACUCGGGCGAAUUCGACCUCUCCGACUCGCCGCCUCACGAUAUCGAGGACGACGACCACGACCUGCUCAACACGCAGCUCGCAAAGGACUACGACAAGGGUUACCUCUCCGAGUCCUUCACUACCCUCCUUCCCGGCAUGGUCGUCUCGCCUAUGUUCGUCGUCAGGCUCGACAAGCGCAAGCCUCGCGCCGUCGUCGACAUGUCAGCUUCCGGUCUGAACAACGGCGUCUCGCGGGAGGUCGCCAGAACGUACUACGACACGAUCAGCGAACUCGGGCGCCUCAUGCGGCAUCGACGUCUCCGCGGCGAGGACUCGCGAGGCGUGCUGUGGAAGAGCGACGUGUCGGGCGCUUUCCGUACGAUCCCUGUCGCACCGCAAUGGCAACUCAAGCAGGUUCACCGUUCUCGAGUCUGGGACGCUCGCAAGAAUCGGUACCGCUUCGUCUACUACGUCGACCACAGGCUCGUCUUCGGCGGUCGCUUUUCGCCCAAGCUCUGGUGCACGGUUAUCAACACAAUCCACUGGUGCAUCCGGCAUCGCCUAGGGCUCGAGUUUCCCCUCCUGUUCGUUGACGACACCUUCGGCUACGACGUCUCUGGCAAGACCGUCACUGUCCAACAUCCGGAGACCGGCGAAUCCCGCGCCGUCCCGCUCGAGCAAGGAACGGUGCUCGUCGCGUGGAAGACACUGGGUGUUCCCUGGGAAUGGGAUAAGCAAGAGAGCGGGUCGUCGCUCAUCAUCCUCGGGCACCUCGUCGACGGCCCUUCGCUCACGGUCACGCUGCCCGCUCAAGCUCGUGCCGACUUCGUCGCCUUCGUCCAAGCGUUCAUCGCUCAGGGUGAACCGCCGCUCCGAGACUGGUGGCGCCUAACGGGGUACGCCCAGUGGGCUUCAACGACGAACCCUUGGAUCCGCUUCACUCUGCGCUCGCUCUACGACAAAACCGCCGGGAAAACGCGUCCCCGAGGCCUCGUUCCGCUCAACGACCAAAACCGGCGCGACUUGCGGCAACUUAUCGACGAGCUGGAGAACAGCCCUCCGCUUUACCUCCUCGAUCCCGCUCUCGAACCUUGGAGCGGACGCGAGGCCGACAUCAUUGCGUACACUGACGCCUGCCUACACGGGGCCAACGGGUCAACAGGCCUAGGAGCCUGGUGGAAGUCCUCGCCGGACGGACCUCGGCUGGCCUUCUCAAGUCGCCUUCCUUUGCCUCUCGACGGCAUCGCUCUUGCCGAAGCUCGCGCGGUACACGACGCAAUCAUGCUCGUGCUCGAGCGGAACCCCGACUUGAGGCGGCUGCUCGUGCGCUCCGAUAGCGCCUCGUCCGUCUACGCCUUCGACUCGGGAUCCGCGAAGGACGACAUACAGCCACUCGUCUCAUCUGCCUACGACGCGCUGCGGCAGCGGAAGGUUGAUCUUCGCAUCGAGCACAUCCCAGGCGACCGCAACGUCACAGCAGAUAAGCUCAACCCUCUCCGCAUCGCCAUCGCGGGAGAGGGCAGCGCAAUGAGCCGCUACGCUCCGAGGAGUCGUCAAGUGCGGAUCUCCAAGCGCUCGCAAUUCCCCUCCUCUCGCUCGGCUCGCCAGCCGAACCCUUCCCUCGCGGCACUCGAGGCGGAAGCCGACAGUUUCAUCCAGCACUCGCGCGAGGCGUCCACUCGCCGCUCGUACACCCAAGACCUCAAGAACCAUUGGUUCCCUUUCCUCCGCAUCUACAAGUUCAGUCCACGCCCGACGGCGUACAAACUCAAGCUCUUCGUUGUCUGGUGCAGUCAUCGGAUACGAGGCGUCCAGAAGGUCCUCUCCGCACUGAGAUGGCACCAUCGCUUCUCGGAUGAGGAGUGGGCUUCGAUCCGCAGUCACCCGGACGUCCGCGACGCGCUCCGCGGCUUCGCCAAGCGCAACCCGCACACACCGAAGCGUGCACCGCCGCUCCUGCCGGAACACCUCCGCGCCUUCGUCGCGCACGCAUUGCGACCCGGAGCUUCGUACGACGACCUGCUGGCAGCAGCGAUGGCUACCGUCGGCUUUUGCGGCCUGAUGCGCCUCGGAACGAUGGUGCGUGCCAAUCGCACAGCGGAACGCGACCCGAGGAAGUACAUUCGCCGCGACUCAGUCGCUUUCCAGUCGGAAACCGCCUUCUCUUUUUUCCUCCCCUACGACAAGCAGGACUACCUUUGGCAGGGCGCGACAAUCUCGAUCAUCUCGCAGAACGGCAUCGUCGACUUCGACUGCGUCAAGCUGUUCCGGCUGUACCUCAAACGACGCGACUCGCUCUUCCCCACCCACCCCUACUUCUUCACUCGCCACGACGCCCUCCCACCGCCUCGGUCCUUCUUCAGCAGUCGCCUUCGCCUCCUCGCUCCCGGCUGCACGGGUCACAGCCUGCGCGCCGGCGGCGCUACCUUCCUCGCCUCGCUCGGUGUCCACUCGGACGUGAUCAAGCGUUGCGGUCGCUGGUCGUCCAAGGCGUGGGAGAUCUACAUCCGAUCAGACCCAGCCAUCGCUGCCUCUAUCCUUCGAGUCGACUUCGCACGCCUCGCCUAA
This is a messenger RNA of Rhodotorula toruloides NP11, 5082 nucleotides long. Its product is annotated as retroelement protein. Gene Ontology annotation, biological process: DNA recombination; DNA integration. NCBI's taxonomy places the organism in Eukaryota, Fungi, Basidiomycota, Microbotryomycetes, Sporidiobolales, Sporidiobolaceae. The transcript has 6 exons. The coding region runs from base 1 to 5082 and encodes 1693 amino acids. Gene Ontology annotation, molecular function: DNA binding. The record is from RefSeq and is a predicted model, not a curated record.